Molecule: messenger RNA, 965 nt
Organism: Capsella rubella
Lineage: Eukaryota; Viridiplantae; Streptophyta; Magnoliopsida; Brassicales; Brassicaceae
Exons: 3
Coding region: 224-781 (185 amino acids)
Source: RefSeq, a predicted model, not a curated record
GUAACCAAUUUUUUUAAAUUCCGGUUUACAUGUGUAGGUGAUGUUGUUGGAUUGGAAAACCUUCCCUCGAAGUUAUUUAAAAUCUUGGUUGUUGCAUAGUGACCCAAUGCCACCACUUGUGGACGAUAACAGUUUCGGCAGUAGCUGGGCAUAUCAUCGAAAGACCACAUCCCAAAAGUUCCUCUAAAUACAACAAGCAAGAAUAGGAGAACACAAGCCAAGCAUGGGGAACUGUUUAUUCGGAGGGUUAGGCGACGAGGAAGACUUAUUGAUCAAAGUCAUAAAAUCAGACGGUGGAGUUCUUGAGUUCUACUCCCCCGUCACCGCGGGCUCCGUCUCCCACGAAUUCUCAGACCAUGCUCUUUUCUCGUCCCUUGACCUCCUCUGGGAACCUCUGCCUAACCACCACCUCCUUGUCCCCGGUCAGUCCUACUAUCUUUUUCCGAAUAUUGUCUCCGACGAGUUGAAGACUUUUGCGGGCAGCUGCCACGUGAGAUCCAACAGCGAGUCCUUCUCAGCGAUGACUCCUUACAGAAUGUCUCUAGAUUAUAACCACAGGGUGUUGAAGAGAUCAUACACGGACGUCUUUUCAAGAAACAACUACACAAGGACCCGACAGAAGGAGAAGAGGCCGACGAGGCGGAGGCGUACGAGCAGCAAAGGUGGAAUAUGGAAAGUGAGGCUGGUCAUAAACACUGAAGAGCUGUUACAGAUCCUGUCUGAAGAUGGUAGAACAAAUGAGCUAAUAGAGAGCGUGAGAGCUAGCCGUGGCCAAGGGUGAAAAGUAAAAACGGCGUCGAGCAUCACAAGCGGUUCGUCUGAGAAUGUCUUGUCGGUGGUACAUACCUAGAUUUUAAUUAAUUCACUAUACAGUAUUUACAUGUGUGGUAAACGAUAUAUCUAAGGAAGCUUGCUCCAGUCGAUUGCGUCAUUUAGUAACUAUGUACGUAGCUUCUUCUUUUUUA